Messenger RNA from Lolium perenne, 1772 nucleotides. Its product is annotated as rubisco accumulation factor 1, chloroplastic. The record is from RefSeq and is a predicted model, not a curated record. Lineage: Eukaryota; Viridiplantae; Streptophyta; Magnoliopsida; Poales; Poaceae. Gene Ontology annotation, cellular component: chloroplast.
CGAACCUCUUCUUCCCCCUUGCCGAGACCAGAUGAGAUAAGCUGCCCCGCUUCCUCUGCGCUCCUCCAUUCCAUUCCCUUAUCACCACCAUGCUCUCCCUUCCCCACCCGCACCCGGCCUCCACCGGCCCGCGCCACCGCAAGCCCCUCGCCACCACCCACCACCACCGCCGCCGAUGCACCUUCACCAUUGCCGCACUCAUCCUCCCCGGCGGCGGUGGGACCCCCCGGGGCAGCCCCCCAAACGGCGGCAAGCUCAUACUCCCCGGUAGCAGCGGCGGAGGCGGAGGCGGAGGCCGCGGCGGUGGACUGCUCCCGCGCACCCCGCCCCCGACGGCACCGGCCCAGCUUUACCAGCCCUUCCACCCGCCCAUCUCCCCUCUCCCCGCCAACUUCCGCAACCUCGACCUCACCGAGCGCCUGGCCGUGCUCCGCGACCGCAUGGGCCGCUGGUACGAGUACGCGCCCCUCGUCUCCUCCCUCUUCCGAGAGGGCUUCACCCCGGCCUCCAUCGAGGAGGCCACCGGCAUGUCAGGCGUCGAACAGAACCGCCUCAUUGUCGCCUCCCAGGUCCGCGACUCCCUCAUCUCCGACGACUUCCCCCAAGAUCUCCUCCACCACUUCGACUCCUACGGCGGGCCUGACCUCCUCUACGAGCUCCGCUUCCUCAACGCCCGCCAGCGCCUCAAAGCCACCAAGCACGCCAUCGCCAGGAACCUCGAGGCCAAGGGCGUGCGCGAGCUCGCGCGCGCCAUGAAGGACUUCCCGCAGCGCCGCGGCGACGAAGGCUGGGACGCCUUCGACAGGCACUCGGCCGGCGACUGCCUCGCGUACGCGCGCUUCCGGCUCUCGCGGGAGGCCAUCGCCAAGGAGAACCGCAUUCCCGUGCUCGAGCGCUCACUCGACGUGGUCGAGACCGAGUCGGCCAGGGCAAGGGUGGAGCUCGAGUUGGAGAGGGCCAUCAAGAAGGCCGCCGGAGUGGAAGAGGAGGAGCCCGAGGAGGACGUCAACGCGCGGCCCGCGGUGCCGGUGGUGCGGCUCAUGUACGGCGAGAUCUCCGAGGCGUCCAUCGUGCUGCUGCUCCCGGUAGUAAAAGAGACGGACGGCGUGCAGGCCGUAGAUCUCGCCCCGAGGAGGAGCAAGACGGACGCUGACCUCGGCAUCGUGGAGGUGGACAAGGGGUGGGCGCGGUGGGCGGUGCUGCCAGGCUGGGCCCCCGUCAUGGCGGUAGCCGACGAGGCGGUGGUGAUCGAGCUGGCGGACGGCCGGGUUCUGCCAUGGCGAUCGGCAGAUAAAGAAAGGGUGCUGGUCGUGGCCAACAGGAAACGGAAGGAGGUUGUGGAUGAGGGGAUAUACGUGCUGGAGAAGGGAGGAAAGCUGGUCGUGGAGAGAGGCAACAAGUUGUUGGAGCAAGGCAUCAGCCAGGCCGCGGCAGAGGUGGUCACCGUCGUCCGGCCACCCAAGGACGAGCAAGACGUCAUCUCCGGCGACGAGUGGGACUGAGGGUUCUAGAGAGGGUUUUUGCACAUGCUUUCUUUUCGAUUGCUAAAUGUUGCCAAGUCUCUUCAUAGUAGCACAGACAUGCAUUAGAGGAUGCAGUUUCCAUUCUUUGUUUUGCCGCAUAUCAUAGGAAGAUGGCAGGUCCAAUGCUUUUAGAUGAUGCUAUCGUCAAUGCUUAUAAUAAUUUGCCGAAAUAAGCUGUUCAGAUACACAUAUAUUGUAUACUUUCAGGUUACGAAUUUGUCAAUUUAUACUGACGAAUAAUUUGCUGAA